GUGUUGGCUCGGCCCGCCGGCAAUGCGGAAGCCCCCGCGUUCCGCCGGUCGGGGCUCCGUGGACCGCGGGCGGCAGGUGCUCCGGGCAACGGCCCUUUGGCGGCACCUGGAGUGCCAAACAGCUGGAGCCGACCACGCGUGGUCCACUCAAUGGCCACCCCUCGCCCCCUUCAUUGAGGCGCGGAGAGGAGGUGACGUCCGCCGCAAGGAGGUUAAGACGCAAGGAGAAAGUGGGAGGGCCUCGUAAGUCAGGUAAUCACUGACGUCACGGGACCUUGGAAGCACAUGCAGUUUCCCGCCGGCGCGAAGGGGCGAAGACGCUUACCUACAGACGCGUCGCGGCCAACUUGCGGUGCGGACGUGCUCCGAGUGUUGCCGUCCGGCCGAUGCGCGCACACCUUGGCCGCUCUUCGCGCUGCUGCUGGAUACACUGCUCUCACAUGUUGGACUCGCGUGCUGCGCCUUGUGGGCCGCCUGCAAGCAAAGACGCUGGGCGCGCGCUAGACCGGAUUAGUCUGUGCGCCGUAGUCGCUCGGACCGGGUCGCCGCUGCUGUACGGAUGACUCUGGGAAUGAUGAACCAGCUGUGCAAGGUGUGCGGAGAGCCCGCCGCUGGAUACCACUUCGGCGCCUUCACCUGCGAAGGGUGCAAGUCCUUCUUCGGCCGGACGUACAACAACCUUGCAGCUCUUGGUGACUGCAAAAACAGUGGCCAGUGCGUUAUCAACAAGAAGAACAGGACCUCUUGCAAGAGCUGUAGACUCAAGAAAUGUCUCAUGGUCGGCAUGUCCAAAAGCGGGUCCCGAUACGGGCGCCGCUCCAACUGGUUCAAGAUCCACUGUCUGAUCCAAGACCAGGCGGAGAUGACCUCCCGCAUCGCCGAACAGCACCACCAGAUGGGCGCGGCCGCGUCGGCGCACCAGCUGACGGCUCUUUACGACAAGGACGUGUUGGGCUUCGGUGCCAAGACCGAAGAAGGCAACGGCACCAGCUCGCCGCUCUCGUCGUCGGACAAGCCGCCGUCGUCACCAGCAUCGUAUCCCCCGCCGUCGUCGUCUGCCAGCACGUUCGCGUCCACGCCGUCGGCUUUUGAAACCAAGUCGUCGAACGGCGAGAGCCCGACUAACGCGGAUGCGCUGGCCUACCACCCCAUGUCGCCCGUGUCGCCAAUCUCUCCGCUGCACCCGAGCAAGUUCUUCUUCCACCCUGGCGCCGGCGUGUUCUUCGGCAAGGCGCCCGUGUCGCACAACGGGCUGUCCAAGUUUCUCGCCGACGGUGGUGGCGCCGUGGCGUAUCCGUACUCGCCGCGCUUCAUGCCGUUUGGGCACCUGAAGCCCUACCGGGACCUCCUUCACCCGUCGACGUUGCUCGUAAACGGCGAGUGCCUGGCCGACCUGCCCGAGCAGGAGAAGCCGAUCGACCUCUCGGUACGCAAGCCCUGCUCCCCGAGCGCCUCGCCUGCCGACGGUCACGCCGAGGAGCUUGACACCCAGGACAGUGACGUCAAGCCCGCGCUGCAGGCGCCUUGCUCCUCUGGCGCCGAGAUCCCACUCGACUUGCGGAGCGCCAAGAAGUGAUGCCCCCCAGCCCCUUUCGCCAGCCGUCCACGUGUUCAUAGGGACUCGCCGCCGGAACAAAGGUCGCAGUGUGUGUGCGUGUUUGUGUGUGUGUGUCAGAGCUGUAAUACUGUGUAAUAUAUGCCCCCCACAGAACGACGCUUAUGGACCACAGAGAGAGAACUAUGUCGACGACAGGGAAACUUGUGUGAGCCUGCUCUUUGUAAUAGUCCUUCGUCUUCGAAGGGACCGCUGUGGCCCCGUCAACGUCUGUCUUUUACUGUGUUUUUUUCCCUCUCCCAAUUCACUAAGGGCAUUGCAGAAGACUUGGUAGCCAAGCGUCUCGUUGCGAUCUGUCGGUCUUCUAACUCGUUCCUCCUCGUCUUCGCGUAUCCUGUUUCCAAUGUUCCUAUUAUCUUUGCCCUUCUCAGACGUGGACCACCGACCAUUCCACAUCGCCACCAAAACUCGUGCCUUUUCGUGAGACAUUCCGUCGCUCUUUUCUCCUGCGUCCCCUACUCGAUGUAUAGCGCCACAGGAGUGUCCUUUGGCAGGACGCCAUUGGCUGGGCGACUCGUCCGGUCCGAGCCGCCACCAGUAUUACGUCCUCGUGCCACCAGUGCCUGCUCCGUACAGCUACACCGCUUGUCCGCGAGUCCCGCCCGGCGACGCUGCAAACGGGCCUACAAACUGCCAGGGUCGUCGCUGGCGCCAAAGGCGGUGGUCGCGGUCACCGACGCACUCCCUGUACAUUUUGUCCCCCACACGCAGCCUCCCUUCCCAAAUUGCUGUCUGUGUGCCAGGAAGACAAUCGCUGCUCACUGGUGGCCUGCAUCAUUGUACAAAAUUCACAAACUGCAUCCAUUCCAAGAGAGGCCUUCAUACGCAUGUUUCGAAAUGUCGUUGUUUUUAAGCGUUUAAUGUUUCUUCUAUUCCCACUGUGAUAAAACCUUCGAACCAGGCGGUUCACUACGAGCCUUGAUAUACAUAUAUAUAUAGAUAUUAGUAUGUAUAUAUAUAUAUAUGUGUGUCGGCGUGUGUGUGUUUUAUGUGUGUGUGUGUGUGUUUGUAAUUUCGCGUGUACACGCGCAUCGGGGCUGUGGGCAUUCUAGUACAAACCAUUCCAAGUGGCUUUUACUUCUGGCACUUUCCCCCGUCUUCUCCGCACUGGGCCAGUACCUGAUCAGGCUGCCGCUGUCCUUCUCUGGCCUUUCCGCCCCUGGCGGCGCGCUCUGCCGAACAGUGUGGCCGCGCAUGCGCGGAUCGUGUUGCUGCUUUUCCCUCGCAUUUCCCCCUCUCAUAUGUCGCAGCUAAUUACGGCAAGUGCGUGCCCCCGAAAACGACGCACACGGCCAUCCUUUCGCGUCGCUUAUCAUGCGGUCCGAGCGUCUAACCAUCAAUGAUUGAGUUUAGGCUGUGAGCAGCCACGCUCCCCAUUGAGGCAGUGCUUCAGAGAGAUAAGAACGAGACGAAGGCGGCCCUCUGGGUCGUGAUUAAGACCAACAUUCUAUGCUCGCGGGCCGCUGCUGGAAAAUCUGCCCGGCGUUGGCCACCGAACGGACUUGGGAGUUUUUGAGUCCGACGUAAGAUUUCCCAAGUUUGAAAUCGGUGCCGACUGGCGUUGGAGCUGCACUAAGAGAUCUCUUAAACCACAGAAUUACUUCGUUCGUAUUCGAGCGAGAACAGACUGUGUACGAGAAAAGGCAGGUGGCGACGUAUUUGCUGUGCUUUUGUAAAGACACUAAUAAGACACUAAAGCGGUUCGCACUGGAGAGUAGUCUAUUAACGGCCAAUUUGCAUUUAUUUGAAGUGAAACGUAAACUCUCCAAUUAAAAAUAUUUUUUUCGUCCAUACCGCAUUGCUGAUGACGUCAGUUCGACGGCGUGGAUUUCACGGUACAUUCGUAAAUUCGGAACGUUUCUGUGCUGAGCAAUGUCCCAGAAGAUCGCGAAGUCCCCCAGAUCGUGUAGCCUUCUUUGACUUUCCCCGAAAAGGUUAACUGCACCGAAAUUUCACCAUAUUGGCUAAAUUGGUUAUAAAUGAGUAGUACAUACCAUUAAGCAACCUUGGUAAAGCUGCAAGGCUGAUAACUGUCUAAUCUUAUUCUGAACACCCGUUAAAUGGCACCUAAGAAGAUGACGCAUGCACCUAGUGGUUACUGUAUUCGUUCCCGCAGGGAGCAGAGUUGCGCGAAGCUCCGCCAUCUUGCGCGCAAAACAAACCAAGGCUUUUAGGGAAAGCUACACUUAUGUUCGCAAGAGCCAAAAGCUCGUCACGACAUCACCCAUCGAGCGUGGUCGACCUGCGCUACGCCCGUGGCCUACCCACCAUAUCUGGACCACCCAGAGGACCACUUUAUUACAAACUUACUCAUGUGAACUAUGGUAGUUCGAUUUCUUCUGAACGAAUCGAUCUAUCCCGACGCAUAGGCUGAAAUGUCGCUUAGCGCCGGAUCCUUCGUUGCGAGCAGCGUGGCGGUGCCAUCUGCCGAAACAUGCCAACCAGUCAUCCUGAAUGAAAAAGACGACCGCCAGCGCAGCCUCGAUGCGAGCCCACCAUUGCUGGACCACACCAAUGGCUCCCUGCAAUUCAUUAUUAUACCAGAACACCAGACUGCCUGACUAAAGCACGGAGGAAAGCUCUACUGCGGGAGUUCAUACCCAGCAUCAUCCCUCCUAUUCCCGCUGGCCUUCACUGAGCAGCUCAGAUUCUUGUGGGCAAGGCAAGAGCUAGGGCAUCCAUUACACCGGAUAUUCUGAUCAGGUGGAAAGUAACAUAAGUGGGAUGCCCUAACUCACCUGCGAUCACCAUUUUCGAUCUGAAGCAUCUGAUUUGGUCUUCUCCUGCCGCAGCCAGCCUCAGGGACAAGCACACCUGACCCGUAAGGGUGGCGUCAUACGACGACUGGGUCGCACCGCAAGAAGACGCCGCCAGGAACUUUAACGCUUUGCCUGUCUUCGCUAAGGAGGAAGGCAUCCUUCCUUCCACCUGAUCGCCUACCCCCAUCUUAGGCCACAGGCAAUCCAUUCUAAUACAAUUUUGAUCAAAACAAGACAGAAGUUCAAAGGAAGAAGGGAACUUAAAGUGAUUAGCAGUAGUCGAACAAGGAAUUUCGCUUAAGCCAACAUUUCGACAAGGGGACUUGUCAUCGCCAGGACAGCAAAUGCUUACUACAUCAUCAACUAGCCCAGCAAUUCACGCUUCUAAGUUACUACAUCAUCAGUCAAUUCAUUAUACGAAGAACAGCUGUUUAUCAUGCGAUUUUCGCACUGAAAAAAAAAAAUACAAGACAUACUAAUUUCGGAAGCAUCGUCUGGACGUUGGCCAUCAAAGAAGAUGCCAAACGGUGGUGGCUUGGUGGCGCUGCCAUAGCGAAAUUUAUCUGAGCCUCAGUGGCGGCUUCUCCGCGUGUCAUGGUUGCUUUUGGAACCACUUGACUACGUUUGACGAAUGGUGGCGAGAGCGGCGAAAGGAAAACAGAUGCGCAACUCUGGCUGCCUAAAGGGAGUCAAAUACAGUAACUCUAGCUAGCGGAUUUACGACGCAAAUUUCAUACAAUGGCCUCGAGAUUUUCAGCACGCCGCGGGCGUCGCCCAAUCUUGCAGGUCAUGUCGAGUAGCCGCGUUGGUUCUCCGUUCUAGAUUCUGCGUCAUUUCCUGCGAGCGGUAACGGCGGCACUUCCAGUUUCGGUAUCACAAACGUCUCGCAAGCUUUGCUGGAUGGCUGCCCCAUAUCUGAACUGCCUGAAAUUAGGCUUUUUAUACGGUCCAAACUUCGUUGCAGCUGUGCCUUUAAAACAAUCGCCCGUCUUUGUCGAGAAUAAUUAAAAGCGCUACAACGAGCACAUCACACGGCUGCUUUGACGACAGCAAUCGUUGUCGCUUUGAAUUUCUUGGCGGCCCUGACAUAUCUCACGCUCGUUGUCCUUCACGACGCCAGUCCUAGGCCCACCGAUUCCCACCGACAGGGGGAAGUGUUCUGUAAGCAGCACUAACUAAAAUUAAAAGGCAUUAUUAUGGCUAGCACCGAAAGAGUGCGGACAUCCAGUGCCUUACGUAUUCCUAGAGCAUUAACAUUUAUCAUGAGUAGUAUGAAGAGUUGUUUUGUAAUGUUGAACGUGAUGUAUCAGCUGCAAGGAAUGAGAGAGAGAGAAAAAACAAUGCUAAGAUACGGGAAGCGUUUGGAUAUUGGUUGAACAACCGAUAUAGAUUGCCAUUUAAUUUCCCGAGCUUUGUGAUGCGCCUAAGGUUGGGCCUGAUGUUUGUCCAACUAGAUCGGUUGCAUUUGUUCAAGAUGAACGAAACUUGCUGCUUCCGUCCAAAACGCUUUCCGCGCCACGGUGGCGUUUUCUUGAUAUUUUUUCUUCCGUGCGCUGUUCGGUUCGUUGUUGUGUUCGUGCUGCGAUUCGCGUUCACGUGACAGCUGAGCUAUCCGCGGGCCCACCUUGCUGAACCUGACAGCGCAUACGGGAGGAAAGACAAUCAACCGCUAGACGCGGUAAACACGACGAUGCUCAUGUUGGUGCUCUUUUGUAGACAUUUGGAGCGCUCUGGUGUCGAAUGAUGUAUGAAUAUUGCCCUGAAGCACUGAGCCAAUUUGUUUUAGAAUGUGUGUGACACCGUAGCGUCGUUGCUGCCUUCGUGUGCUACGAGCGUUGUCGCAGUCAGUACGUCGCGCUGCCGGCACAUUAUGCCGAUUGACGCUGCCGACACAGUCCGCGAGUAGUCGUCGCUAAACGAAGGUGCUUGAAGGACCCGACCACGGGACCACUGCCCCCGUGCCGCACAAGUACGUUCACAUGAACCCUACAAAGGCUGGUCGAAUCGGUUUGAGCGCGUUGAAAACCGGUCGUCGUGUUCACAUGAAAGCUAGCGAGCGUCGAGGAGAGUUCGGUCCACCCUUGCACAAACAGCGAUUGAAUCGCCCAACCCGCUAGGCAAGAUGCAUGUAAACGCGGUCGGGUAAAGGUGGGUCAGCUCGACUUCUACUCGACCCGUUCGCGUCGAGUUCAUGUGAACGAAGCUACAGUGGCGAUGAGCGCUCGGCAAAGAGUUCGCGCGUUGCUGGAAUUAGCUCGCAUUAGAAUAUCAUGUUUCGCGCUCGAGAAACAGGUCUCCCACCGUGAUUACGGUGUCAUCAGCUAAGUAAUCAAGCAAAAAAAUCACUGAAAAUUAAAUGCAAAUCGUCAAGAAGAGGCUUUGUUUGCGCUACACUGCGAAACAAAAUUGGCACCAUUCGGGGCUUAAUUGUCUCCCAAGAGUACCUGUCGUCUAUCUUGCAUGCAUAUCCUUUCUUUAAAGGGGCACUAAAGAGAAAUUAUUUUAGCUGUGAACCUAUACUGAACCACAACGGUCGAAAUGCGAAAAAAAGAAAUGAUUUGCCCUAAGGUUUCCCUUCGAAAUACAAAAAUGAAAUUUUCUCUACUAAUCAACCUCUUAUCGCGAAGUCAACGACAGUAGAGUUAUUCAAGAAUACUUGUAUCAAUCUGAACCGAUUCAGUGUUUCUCUUUAGUGUCCCUUUUAAUGCUGCGCUCCCGGUACUUUCAGGUCGUGAACGGUAUGCGCGUAUCAGCGUGACAUGACAUAAAUUCUUGGGUUUUACGUGGCAAAUCCAAGAUGUGAUUACUAUGAGGCACGCCGUAGUGGAGGGACUCCGGAUUAAUUUCGACCAACUGGGGUUCUUUAACGUGUACCCAAUGCACGGCAGACGGGCGUUCUUGCAUUUCGCCCCCAUCAAACUGCGGCCGGGAUUCGAUCCCGCGCCCUCGGGCUUAGCAGCGCAACUGCGCCAAAGAAACUACGCCGCCACGGCGGGUAGCGUGACAUAAGGUUCUUGACAGGAAAGUACCGGGCGCGCAGCAUUAGAGAAUGUGCACGCAAGAAAGAUAACGAUUAUUGCUGGGGGACGAGCCCGAAGGGUGUAAGUUUUUUUUUUUAAGACCGCAAGUGUACUGCUAGAUCCGGCAGUAGCGCGAACGUUGCAUGCAGCGACGGAUUCCCAGUAGUCUCGAUCAAGCGUAGCUCGGGGGCGAAGUGGUCGCGCGUUUCUCGGGCAAACACCCAGCGCCGAAACAGUGACGCCGCCGACAAGCGGAGCCACCACGGGCUCACUUCUACUUAACCGUUGAUCUCGAUCCGAGGGAGAAGCGCGCACGGAAACGCGUCGUCACUGUCUACAUUCCUUCACUCCUUCGCAUUCCACUGUUUGUUCUUCUCCCCUUUCGUUUGAGUUUCUAUUUAAAUCCAUCUGGCACGUGCUUCUCCUCCAGUCCCCUCUCUCCGACCACGGAAAGCACGGUGCAGGAGGCCAUUCCAGCCGCGCGACUCACUUGUUCAUACGCACAUUGCCUCGUUUCCCACCACCAUGUCCCCCUUUCCUUUUUCUGUUUUUUGUUCCCUUCUUUUUGUGCUUGUUUCGAACGUGAGCCUCAUUCUUGCGUGUAUUUAAAGAAAUUUCUUGUGUAUUUUUUGGAUAUAUAAAAUCACAGACUACGAUUGUAACAUUGUUAAAUAAACGAUGCGUUGAGCGUUUUCAAAA
Dermacentor silvarum is the source of this 8093-nucleotide messenger RNA. Its product is annotated as knirps-related protein. The coding region runs from base 560 to 1576 and encodes 338 amino acids. The record is from RefSeq and is a predicted model, not a curated record. The transcript is spliced from 4 exons. Gene Ontology annotation, molecular function: sequence-specific DNA binding; zinc ion binding; DNA-binding transcription factor activity. Gene Ontology annotation, biological process: regulation of DNA-templated transcription. Lineage: Eukaryota; Metazoa; Arthropoda; Arachnida; Ixodida; Ixodidae.